Molecule: messenger RNA, 1821 nt
Organism: Alternaria conjuncta
Lineage: Eukaryota; Fungi; Ascomycota; Dothideomycetes; Pleosporales; Pleosporaceae
Exons: 2
Coding region: 1-1821 (606 amino acids)
Source: RefSeq, a predicted model, not a curated record
AUGGAGCAGACUCGGAUCAAACCUGCCUCCACCGUCUAUCCAUGGAUGGACACUGAACAUGUCACUGGGCACUUGAGGAAAUGUUUCAAAUUCGUCUAUGACAAAGUCAAGUUGCUGAACGGCCGGGUGGACGGCAUGGAAGCGCAAAUGACGCAUCUCAAACAGCUUAUCGAAGACGUUAAGAUCAAGUCCGAAGCAGAUAACCAAGGACUGCAAAGCGAUAUUGAUGCUCAGAAGGCGCAGAAUCAGCAGCUGCGAAACGAACUGGAUGCCGAGAGGGAUCGAAACCAGCGACUAGAGACUACGAUCAAGGAUUCACAACAGUCAAUCACCCGGACCGGUCAACAGUUGAAUGAUCUCUCAAACCAGCUUUGUGCCCACAAGACUAUCACUACCGCAAAUUUCCAAAGGACAGAUCGACUCGUGUCAAAAUCCACACAGCAGAUCAAGUCGCUGGAACGGUCUGGCAAUACCUACAUCCAGAGCAUUGUCGAUCUCAGAGAGGACCUAGAAGAUCGCUUCGAGACAGCAGUGGUUCAUACCCAAGAAGGCUUGCGUCACAACCAAACCGCCUAUAUCAAUGGUCUAGGACUCCUCAGAAAUGAGACAGCGGAAAAACUCGCUACUCUGACAGAUCACCUCUCCACCGCUGUCGAUACCGUGCAAGCACAAUCCCACGAGCAUACGGAAUCGUUCGAAAAGACCGCUCUGCUUCUCGACCGUAACUCUCAGCGUAUCGAUGAGCUCGAAAAUGCGAUGGAAGAACCACAGUUUCUGGAAGGCAUGAACCACCGUGUCGAAGAGCUUGAGAAUGCCGUGAAAUCACAUGAUGCGGCACUGCAAGCUUCUCAGGCCAUAACGACCAGACUCGAUUCCCUAGAUUCCCGCCUGCGCGUGUCGGAAGUCGCUAUCCAAUCUGUUCAAACGCCGACAUUGACCCCUCCGACUGCCACAACAGCUACCGCCGCUCUCGACGAUCCUCAGAAUAAGGUCGACGCAGUCUAUUUACAGUUGAAGAAUGAACUUGCCUCAUUAAGUAAUUGCAAAGACCGACUUGUCGCAUUGGAAAAGCACCGCGGUACCCCUGCAUCUCGCAAACUUGACAAUAGGGUCUGCGUAUUGGAAGAGAACUACGGCAAGAUGCGCAAUGACCACACAGACAUGACCGCCAAGUGUGUCACCCACGAGCAAUUCGCUGCAGCAAGGGAUGCCGAUGCUGCCUCCCUCCAGACGACUAUUCAGAACCACCGGGAAGAGGUGAAGCAUAGGAUGGAGUAUAAUGUUGUACUCCUGAAUGGGCUAAGGGGUCAGCACCUACAAAAUAUAGAGACCUCUCUCAAAAAGGUCGUCCAGGAUAACGCAUUUCCCGUGAGUACCUACCACAUCAUCUCCAUGAUGCCGACGCAAGAUAACUGGUCACCAAACACAUCCUCCACUCCUGUGGCGUUUCAACAGGCCAUUCACAUGCAGCACGCACUAUACCUAGCAGGAAAUGCGGUGUCUGAAGGUAGGCAAGGAACCCAGCCAGUCGCCGAUACCAUUGACCUCACCGCACCUGGACAGCCUACAUUCUUUCGACAAGUGCCCGAGAAGCGACAACGGAUUGAUCGACCGGCGCAACAGCAGGGUCAGUAUUCGACGCAGCAGCAAUGGCAGCAACAAGUGCAACAACAGGCGCAACAACAGGCACAACAACAGGCUCAGCAACAGGCACAGCGACCGGCACAACAACAACAUCUAAAUCAACACGCUCCAUCAAUUGCCUUGGGCGCCGUGCAGCAGAGGCAAGAACCAGGAGUGCAUAUGGAAUGGUCAUCAUAA